Messenger RNA from Saprolegnia parasitica CBS 223.65, 673 nucleotides. RefSeq lists its product as hypothetical. The record is from RefSeq and is a predicted model, not a curated record. Lineage: Eukaryota; Oomycota; Saprolegniomycetes; Saprolegniales; Saprolegniaceae. The transcript has a single exon. The coding region runs from base 21 to 668 and encodes 215 amino acids.
CACAGAUUUCUUGAAACAGCAUGGGCGGCGGCGGGCUCCGGAUCCUCAAGCACAAGAAGUGGCAUGUGUGGACGCGCGAGAACAUCGAGAAGGUCCGGCGCGACGAGCGGCUGCAUGAAGAGGCCGAGCGCACUGCCUUCCGCGAGAAGCGCAAGCGCGACCUCGACGGCCGCGUCGAGGCGCUCAAGAAGACCAAGCCGACGCCGCCGGCCAUCGACCUCUUCGCGCCUGACGAAAUCGCGCCGCCGCCGCCAGUCGCCAGCAACAAGAAGUACCCAGACGAAGGCAUCGCGCUCGGCGGCGCGCUGAACCCGGCCCACCGCCAUGUAGGCCGGCACAAGCCGCCCUCGCAGCCUUGGUAUCUCCAGCAGAGCCAAGGCGACGACGACGCCGCCGAGGCGCCGCGCGCAGCGUUCGCCGAUCCCAUGGCUGCAAUCGUGGGCCGGCCCAAGACGUUCAUGGCGGCCACCGACGAUACGCGGGAAGCCGACGCGCUCGACUUUGCCGGCGACACGGUCGUCACGACGCGCACCGAGCUCAAGAAGACGAAGAAGAAAGCCAAGAAGGCCAAGUCAUCGUCCUCCAGCCGCUUCGAGCAGCUCCGACGCGAGCGCACCGAACGCGAGGCCGCCGAGCAGCGCCGUCUCGCGACGCUCCUCCGGCGUUAAUGGAC